Messenger RNA from Debaryomyces fabryi, 1683 nucleotides. RefSeq names its product Hgt13p (gene HGT13). Bases 1 to 1683 code for a protein of 560 amino acids. Gene Ontology annotation, molecular function: carbohydrate:proton symporter activity. Lineage: Eukaryota; Fungi; Ascomycota; Pichiomycetes; Serinales; Debaryomycetaceae. Gene Ontology annotation, cellular component: membrane. The transcript has a single exon. The record is from RefSeq and is a predicted model, not a curated record. Gene Ontology annotation, biological process: carbohydrate transport; transmembrane transport.
AUGUCGACAUCAAGUCUUUCAAAGACAAAUAGCGUCGAGCAUAAAGAGAAUGAACCAAGUUCUGAGACUCAUUCCUUUUUAGGAAUGAGAGGUAAUAGGUUGAACUUUUGUGUUUCUUGUAUUGCUGGACUUGGAUUCUUACUUUUUGGGUAUGACCAAGGAGUUAUGGGUUCUUUAUUGACUUUGAAAUCAUUUCGUAAGACAUUCCCUUCUAUCGAUACUAAAGGAGAUGGUGAUGCAACACUUCAAGGGGCAGCGAUUGCUUUGUACGAAAUCGGUUGUAUGUUUUCUGCCUUAUCAACCAUUUAUUUGGGAGACAAGUUAGGCCGUUUGAAAACAAUUUUUCUUGGUGCUACUAUUAUGAUGGUGGGUGGUGCAUUGCAGUCUUGUGCGUAUACAUUAGCACAUUUGAUUGUUGCAAGAAUUAUAACUGGGCUAGGUAAUGGUUUCAUUACGGCUACAGUUCCUGUUUGGCAAGCAGAAGUUGCAAAACCUGAGAUGAGAGGUAAAUUAAUCAUGAUGGAAGGAUCUCUUAUUGCUUUAGGUAUUACGAUAAGUUACUGGGUUGAUUUUGCAUUUUACUUCCUUGAUGGAUGGGACACGAUUAAUCAAGUCAGUUGGAGAUUUCCUGUUGCAUUUCAAUGUAUUUUCCCUAUAAUUAUUCUUCCAUUAAUUUUAAAGUUUCCAGAAUCACCAAGAUGGCUAUUAAAGAGGAAAAGGCAAAAAGAAGCCAGGAUCGUUUUUUCGGCUUUGUAUGAUUUACCAGAAAAUGAUCCUUUAGUUAAUGAUCAAAUCACCGAAAUCCAACAAGCUAUCGAUCUUGAAAUUAGCCAAGGUGCUGAAAAUUUUAAUAUGAAAGACUUGUUGAAACAAGGAGAAGCCAGGAAUUUCCAUAGAACUGUUCUUGCUGCUUGUUCUCAAAUGAUGCAGCAAAUUACUGGUAUUAACCUUAUUACGUACUAUGCAGGAACAAUUUUCGAAAACUACAUUGGAAUGGACCCAUUACAAUCAAGAAUUUUGGCUGCUUGUAAUGGUACUGAAUAUUUUUUAGCGUCAUUGUUAGCGUUCUAUACUAUAGAAAGGUUUGGGAGAAGAAAUUUAAUGAUUUAUGGUGCUUUAGGUCAAUCUUUCUGUAUGGCAAUUUUGACUGGCACAAACUGGAAGGCUGAUGAAGCCAAGGAUACGCAUGCUGGCACUUCUGCUGGUAUUGCCGCGGCAGUGUUCCUCUUUUUGUUUAACACUUGUUUUGGUAUGUCGUAUUUAGGGGUUACAUGGCUCCUUCCUCCAGAAUUAUUGCCCUUACAAAUUAGAGCACCUGGUGCCGCUAUAUCUACUGCAACUAACUGGGCAUUUAAUUUUAUGGUGGUAAUGAUAACCCCAGUUGCGUUCAGUAGUAUUGGCCCUUACACUUACACUAUUUUUGCUGCCAUUAAUUUGUUAAUGGUACCAACUGUUUACUUCUUAUAUCCUGAAACUGCAGGUAGAAGUUUGGAAGAAAUGGAUGUCAUUUUUAACCAAACUCCAGUUAUGCAACCAUGGAAGGCUGUUCAAGUAGCAAAGGACUUACCAUUUAUGCACGCUGGUGUGCGUGAUCCUGAAAAAGGCCCUACUACGAGUCAUUUUGAACAUGCUUCUGCUACUUCAAGUAUAAAACAAAAUGGCGAAGAUGCAGAGGUUUUGUAG